Spea bombifrons (plains spadefoot toad) is the source of this 2997-nucleotide messenger RNA. RefSeq names its product testis specific 10 (gene TSGA10). Bases 95 to 2791 code for a protein of 898 amino acids. Lineage: Eukaryota; Metazoa; Chordata; Amphibia; Anura; Pelobatidae. The transcript has 20 exons. The record is from RefSeq and is a predicted model, not a curated record.
UGGGGGUCAGCCCCACGAGAAGGCGGAUCUUGGGAAGAGAAGAAGCUUUCUGAGGUUCAGAGAGCGAGUAGAAGCUGCAGCCAUCACCUUCACCAUGGCCAGCAAAAGCCGGGCUGGGAGCAGGGCGAUUACGGAAUUACAGAUUAAGAUAGAUGAGCUACAAAAUACCAACCGAGGUCUGGAGCAGCACAUUCUGCACCUCCAGGAAGACAAGGAAUUGGUGAGCGAUCAGGUUGAUGUCCUGACUCGGAAAAAUGAACAGCUGUGCAGCGAGCUGACGGAAUUAGACCAGUUAGCAGAGCAGCUGGAGAAAGGCAAGAAGCGCGAUCUGGAUGCUGCUGAACAAGAGCUUCAGGAUACAAAGAGUGAAAUUAGAAGACAGCAGAAAACCAUUGCAGACUUGGAACUCUUGAUAAACAAUGUAAAGCUGGAAGCUGACAUGGCCAAAGAACACUUAGGAAAAGCAGAAAUGAGCCUGAAAGAACAAAAGGAGGAGAACCGGACCUUGAACGUUCUCUUAGACCAGCUACAAGAAGAUAAAGAUAGACUGACCAAGAAACUUGAGAAAGCUGAGAAAACAGAGAAAAAUAAUGUUCUGGCAAAAGAAAAGAGUAAAGCAAUGGCUCCCUCUAAGCUUGAUGCAUUUGUGAAGACUUUGGAGGAAGAAAGAGAUCAUUACAAGCGGGAAGCAGAAAAUAUGAGAAAAAUGCUGCGCGGACGAAGUCGUAGUCCCAAACGUAUCACCUCUCAGCUGGAUUCUGAACUGGGGAAAAUUUUGAAAGAAAGAGAUGCCAUCCAAGCCAUGCUAGAGAAGUAUGAGCGACAUAUGGCAGAAAUACAGGGAAAUGUGAAAGUUCUGACAUCAGAGCGCGACAAGACCAUCAUGCUUUAUGAAAAGGCACAGCAAGAAAUAGCACAGCUUCGAAGAGAGCUUCUAAAAUCCCCCAAAACCCCCAAAACAAGUCUGACAGCUCAGUCCAUCUUGAGGCGCGUGGAAUCUGAACGUGACAGUGCCAUUUCAGACUUACGCAGGAUGACCACUGAACGUGACAGCCUUCGAGAAAGGUUAAAGAUUUCUCAAGAGACAGCCAUUAAUGACAGAGCUCACUUGGAGCAGAGUGUGGAAGAGUUACAAUGUUCAAUUCGAAUUGUAGAAGAUGAGUGUGUGGAACACAAAUGUAAACUUUCAGCCCUGAAAGAGACCGUGUGCUCUCUAGAGAAUGAAAUUAAAAUAACGACAAGACGUGCGAUGGAAGCAGAACAUGAGUUAAUGCAGCGGAAAUCAGAGCUCGACUCAUUAAGGCUAUUGAAUGAAAAGACAGAGCAGUCUUUGGAGGAAACUCAACGGCGCCUCUCAAUGAAACUAAGUGAGCUGGAACUUGCACAGGAGAAAACUAUGAGACUGGAAAAUAAGAUUGGUGAACAAACAAGCCAGAACCUCUCCCAGCGAGAAGAGAUUUCUGUCUUAAAGGCAACUAUUUCCCAGCUGGACAGCGAGAAGGAUUCUCUGACAUACAGCUUUGACCAGAAGACAGAAACUAUUUCUUCGCUUGAAAAGAGCAUUGCUUUUAAGGAAACCACCAUUCAAAACUUAAGAAAGGAACUUGGUGAAGUGGAAAGUUCUGCACGACAAUCUGCCAUGAUUCUGAGCAGCCAAGAGCAAGACAUCAGCCGGCUCCGUCGGCAGAUGGAUGAAAUCAGUGAUGAACUCUCUCGCACCGGACGCGACAGGGAACAGGUAGCUCAGGAGAACAUCCGUCUGCAAGAGCAGCUGUCCAAGAGCAAAACGGAGAUGCAGGCUCAAAGCCACAAGUUGAAAGACUGUCAAAGCAAGCUGGAAGACGUGACACUCAAAUUACAAGAUGCCCUUACAAAUGUUGCAAGGCUGGAAAACACAGUUGGUUCCAAAGAAAAGGAGAACCGCGAUCUUCUAGAUAACUAUCGCAGCGCCACUUCACAGGCGGAAAGUUGGGAGAAAAAUUUCCACCAAGCAGAAAGCGAAUGCAGGUCUGUCAAACUGGAGCUUCUGAAUGCCGAGUCUGAGCGCCGGAGGUACAAGGAAAGAGCUGAAUCGUUAGAAGCAGAGAUUGAACAACAUCUUACCUCUGAGCAGUCCUACAAGUCUCGGAUAAAUUCCCUGACAAAAGCAAUAUCACGAAUGGAGGAAGAGCUCCAGCAGAUGAAAGGCGAGAAGGCUUCAGUGCUCAGUGACUUGGCCUCAACACGAGAACUCUGCGUUAAGCUGGACUCGGGAAAAGAGUUUUUAAACCGCCAGCUCUGCUCUAAAUCCCAGGACAUGGAAAGGCUUCAGUGUGAACUAGAAACAUCACGUUCGGAGACAGAACUUUUGAGGAAGCAGUUGGCCAGCGAGCGAAUAUCCAUAAAGAAUCUGGAAUCUUUGUUGGCGUCUAAUCAGGAAAAAGAAUACCAGACGCACUUACGGGCCGAGGAGCUGGGCUCUGAACUUCAGCUUCUUACAGAAAAACUCAUUUUGGCAGAGAGCAAACUUGAAACCCAGAGUCGAGAAUCCUCCCAGCUGAGGAAUAGAAUAACGCAGCAGGACACCGAACUUGAAAUCACGAGAAGACACCUGUCAACGGAACAGUUUGAAAGGCAACGUGCAGUGAAGGAGCUUCGACGUCAAACAUAUCCACACCAGGCAAGUUCUUCCUUGAGAAGUUCUCUAAGUCCUUCAAGAGCAUCACCGAAUCGCUUUUUCCGGUCCCCUGAGCGUCUCUCUAGAUCUCCUGUGAGAAACAUAGAAAGGAGUUCAUUCUUCAGAGACUUCUAGAAUGGACACAAGAUAACGUUUGGCUUAAAAUCAUCAUGAAGAAGCAGGCUUAAAAUUCACUAGAAUUCUUAAUGAAGCUGCAAACAGUUUUGUGAAACAAUUGAUAUUAUGACAACAAUGAGAUCAACUUUUUGGUUCUUUUUAAUUCUGUUGGUGUCUACAGUACUACCCAGUGAUGUAUUUCAGACUAGGCCCCGCAAAACCCG